Messenger RNA from Saccostrea cuccullata (small rock oyster), 549 nucleotides. RefSeq lists its product as uncharacterized. The transcript is spliced from 4 exons. Lineage: Eukaryota; Metazoa; Mollusca; Bivalvia; Ostreida; Ostreidae. The record is from RefSeq and is a predicted model, not a curated record. Bases 1 to 549 code for a protein of 182 amino acids.
AUGGAAGACAAGAUUCAGCAACUAGUGGAAAGGUCAAACAAGGAGAGCAAGGAGAACGAGAGGAAAAACGGAAUGGAAAUCAACCGUUUUCGUGGGGGAGGCAAAGUUCCUCUCGUCAUAAGUUUUACUGAGAAUUGUAAAAGAUCCCAUGAGGAUUUAAUGAGAGAAUUCACCGACAGCUAUGACUCUCUUGUUAUGAAAAAUUCCAGGGACAUACCUCAAAUACACCAAAUUUAUUCCGAGGUUUUUCUUGUCUUCGUGGAUUUUAACGAACGUAACAUCAUACUGGAAGGGGACAGAGAACCACAGCAAAUUAGAAAGGAGACAGUAGAAUAUAUAAGGAAUAUGGGAAGAACCGCUGUGGUGAUAUACCACUUACAUCCCGACUCCGGGACACUAGAGGACGGUCGUCUGUACUCCAGGAAACUGACCUCUAUAGAAUACCAUCCCACACUGAAGCAGUUGUCAUCUAGAGACUGUGUUCUGAGUAUUUAUCGACAAUUCUCCGAAGAUCAAAAAGCGCGUCUCAAAGAUAUUUGUGAUUUAUGA